Quercus lobata is the source of this 955-nucleotide messenger RNA. RefSeq names its product agglutinin-like. Gene Ontology annotation, molecular function: carbohydrate binding. The coding region runs from base 1 to 951 and encodes 316 amino acids. The transcript has 4 exons. Lineage: Eukaryota; Viridiplantae; Streptophyta; Magnoliopsida; Fagales; Fagaceae. The record is from RefSeq and is a predicted model, not a curated record.
AUGGAGGAGUGCAUGAAGGUUGGGCAAUGGGGAGGUAACGCGGGAAGCUACUGGAGCUUCAAGGCGAAUAAAGGUGGGAUCAGUGAGAUAAUAAUUACUCAUGGAGGAGCCAUCGAUUCAAUUCCAUUCAAAAGUGAAGAUGAAGAUGGUGCAUUCGAGUAUUCUGAUAUGUAUGGUGGCAAUGAUGGCAAUCGAACUGACAAGAUAUUGCUCGACUGGCCUAGAGAGUAUUUGACAUCAAUUACCGGUACAACUGGGAUUGUUGGGAAUCAUACUGUAAUCAAAUCACUACGUUUUUAUUCAAAUAGGACCAAGUAUGGACCUUAUGGACAUGAGAUAGGUGAAUCAUUCUCCUUCCUGAUGGAGGGUGGCGUAAUUGUUGGAUUCCAUGGUCGCUCGGGUGCUUUGCUUGACGCCAUUGGUGUCUAUGUAAAAACUUUUAUACCAUCUUGUGCUUUGAGCCCAGGCUUCACAAUGCACCAAAAGUUGGACAAUAAGAUGAACGUGGUUGUACCACGAGGACCAGGGCCUUGGGGUGGUCAUGGUGGGAAGCAAUGGGAUGAUGGAGUUUUUUCUGCAAUCCGUGAAUUGCACUUGCAUGUUGGAGAUUCAGUGAUUCAUGCAAUACAUGUGUUGUAUGAAAACAGAGACGGGAAGCUUGUUUGGUCGCAAAAACAUGGUGGAUCUGGCGGUGAUAAAAUUCAUAGGCUUGAUGAAUCAAGGGAUUUCUUGGUUGGCAUUGUGGGAUUUUAUGGGCCUGUUAAAGGGAAUGAUAGCUUCGAAGCUUUGCGAUCCAUCACAUUCUACACAAACAAUGGCAAAUAUGGACCCUUUGGUGAUGAGAUUGAUAAUGCUUUCACAUCUAGUAUCACCACAGGAAAAGUUGUUGGUUUCCAUGGAAGAAGUGGUGUCUAUUUAGAUGCAAUAGGAGUGCAUAUGGAAUACUUCUGAAUAU